Polyodon spathula (Mississippi paddlefish) is the source of this 4269-nucleotide messenger RNA. RefSeq names its product proton myo-inositol cotransporter-like. Gene Ontology annotation, biological process: transmembrane transport. The record is from RefSeq and is a predicted model, not a curated record. Gene Ontology annotation, cellular component: membrane. Gene Ontology annotation, molecular function: myo-inositol:proton symporter activity. Bases 199 to 2148 code for a protein of 649 amino acids. The transcript is spliced from 11 exons. NCBI's taxonomy places the organism in Eukaryota, Metazoa, Chordata, Actinopteri, Acipenseriformes, Polyodontidae.
AGCACUUCCUGGAGGUAGAAUCGUAGAGCUGCAACAGUGUAACUUUAUGGAAGUGAAACUAUCAAGACACUGACCCACAGUAGCCAAAAGGACCAUCUUUCAGAAUAUUUUUAACCUUACUUGUUAUAUUUGGAAAAAUAGCUUUUAGCCUGAAAAUACUGAAUCAAAUCCUAAUACUUUUUAUUUGGUUAUUUCCAUAUGUCCCGCAAAUCCAGCGACCAUGAAUAUAACCUUAGAAGCUUAAGCAAUCUGAUGGGGGAGAGAAGGAAGAAACUGAACGACGACACUGGAGAGCGAAGCCUCAUCAAGGCUGCCUCCAGCUCCAGCAUCAACAGCCAGGCUACAGCCACCGCUUCCACUGGGGACUUGGAAAGGGCAGCCCGCAAGCAAUUCCAGGAAGAUGUCACCCCGAGUUUCGUGUACGUCCUGGCGGGUUUCUCUGCGCUGGGUGGCUUUCUGUUCGGCUAUGACACCGGGGUAGUAUCGGGAGUGAUGCUCCUGCUUAAUAAAGAAAUGAAUUUGAGUGCGCUGUGGCAGGAGCUCUUGGUUUCCAGCACUGUCGGCGCAGCGGCGCUGUCCGCCCUGGCAGGCGGGAUGUUGAACGGGCUUUGGGGGCGCAGACCAUGCAUCUUACUGGCCAGUUUUCUCUUCUCAGUUGGGGCGGUAAUGCUAAGCGUUUCUCCAAAUAAAGAGAUUCUGCUCGUAGGACGCGUUGUGGUUGGACUUGGAAUAGGUGUUUUGUUUCUUGCCAUAUCCCAAGGUGUUGCUUCCAUGACGGUACCAGUAUACAUCGCCGAGUCUGCCCCCCCACAUUUAAGAGGAAGAUUAGUUACCAUCAACACCCUCUUCAUCACUGGAGGGCAGUUAUUUGCGAGUGUCAUUGAUGGGGCCUUCAGUUAUCUUCCUAAGGAUGGAUGGAGAUACAUGCUGGGCCUUUCUCUUUUCCCAGCGGUUCUUCAGUUCUUUGGGUUCCUGUUUCUUCCAGAAAGUCCUCGGUGGCUAAUCCAAAAAGGCAAGACACAAAAUGCUCGACGGGUUCUCAGUCGGAUCCGUGGCAAUCAAAACAUUGACGAGGAGUAUGACAGCAUCAAAACCAGCAUUGAGGAUGAGGAGAAAGAGUCUGGAGGAGAUGGUCCAGUCAUCUGGAAGAUGCUGACCUAUCCCCCAACUCGGAGAGCUCUCAUUGUGGGCUGUGGAUUGCAGAUGUUUCAGCAGCUGUCUGGCAUCAACACAGUCAUGUACUACAGUGCUACCAUCCUGCAGAUGUCAGGGGUUAAAGAUGUUAAAAUGGCAAUCUGGCUAGCAGCAGUAACAGCCUUCACAAACUUCACUUUCACUCUGCUUGGAGUUUGGUUGGUGGAAAAAGUGGGCCGCAGAAAGCUGUCCCUUGGCAGUAUAGCAGGUACAGCUCUGAGCCUGUUUGUUCUGGCCGUUGGGUUUUUGGUCUCUGCCCAACACUCCCCACCCAUCACCCUCCAUCCAGCAGACCCCUCAACUCUCAAUAACACCUGUACAACAUAUGGAUUCUGCAGUGACUGUAUGCUGAAUCCAGACUGUGGGUUCUGUUACCGGCUGAAUGGUUCCUCUGUAGUUGACUCUUCCUGUGAUCUUGUCAAUAAGGCAUCUACAGGAGAAGCUGUCUGGGGCAGGUGUUCAAAUGAAACAGCUAUGGCAGAUGGAACAUUUUGGGCUUACAAUUACUGUCCCACUUCCUACUCCUGGACUGUAGUUGUGGGUCUUAUUAUGUACCUUAUAUUUUUUGCACCAGGAAUGGGAACUAUGCCUUGGACAGUUAAUUCUGAGAUAUACCCACUUUGGGCCAGAAGUACAGGGAACGCCUGUUCAGCAGGAGUGAACUGGAUGUUCAAUGUUCUGGUUUCACUGACAUUCCUCCAUGUGACUGAAUACCUGACCUAUUAUGGUGCUUUCUUCCUUUAUUCAGGACUAGCAGCCAUGGGGUUCCUUUUCAUCUAUGGAUGCCUUCCAGAGACGAAAGGAAAGAAACUGGAGGAAAUUGAAUCAUUAUUUGAAAACCAGCUUUGUACGUGUGGUGUUUCAGAGUCUGAUGAAGGGAGACACGUUGAAUAUAUUCGGGUGAAAGGAAGCAAUUACCAUCUUUCUGACAAUGAUGCCUCUGAUGUAGAAUAAUUUAUGCUACAGCUUAGUUAUUUAGUAAUUUAAAGGACUUCUGGGGAUGAGCAGUUACUGGUGACCUCUGUACCCUGCUUCUGGUCUGUUUCUGAAUUGUGUUAUCUUCAUUAAUAUUCUGGUUUGCUCUUGUAUUUGAUGGGAAAAUAUGUUCAUUAAAUAUAUCAACCUAUUUUUCAGCUAUGAAACCCAAAACAUGAUUUAUAUCCUGAAAUACUGUUAACGGAACAUUCCGUUGUGCAAACAUUAAACAUUACAAGUAAUAUCUGGAAAUUAAUAGCAGUCUUUUGGCUCUUUCAUCCUCUUAUAAUUUUCAAACAAUCAGAACAUAAGGAUGUGAAACUGGAAAUACUGCAGUUUCAGAAAAUAUGACAUUGUCUUUGAUAUUAGUGCAACUGUCAAUGUUCAAUACAAAUAAUCUUUUUUCCCCAUCUGCUACAAUGCUUUUGUGCUGCUUUACACUCACUUUAAGGUUGUUGGUAUAUUUCCUCCCCAACGGUGCUUCAACUUCACCUUUCAACUCAUUCCAAUCUUAAUAUUUUAUUGGGAUAAUUUAGAAUAGAAUUAGAGUCAGAUUAUAGCUCUGCUAUAUAGAGACAUGUGCAACAUGCACAUUUGACAAUAGUAUUCACUAUAUAGUACUAGUACACCCUGAAAUGAACAGUAUUUCAUUUUGUAGUCUCUCUAUCAAAAAAGGACAUCAGGCACCAACUACGCUAUGACACCAGAAUCAUGGAUGAAAUUUCCUAUAUUUCGUUGUAAUAUUUUUUAAAGUGGCACAUUACCGAAAGGAUGAGAGAGAGACACAAGGAAAGAUAUUCUCCAGACCAGAAGCAGACUUUUUCUACAGAACACACUGUUUAAGUUUUUUUUUUUUUUUAAUUGCAGGCAAAACAUUUACAGUAUACACAGUUGUUGCGUUUGAAAUUGCAUACUAACACUAACCUUAUUUUUUAAGCAAAAGGGUAGUUAUAUGGUUUUGUGGAAAUGUUGUUUUCUGUCUUCCUCUGUAGCCUUGUGUACACAAAAUGGGUACCAAUAUCUAUCCACCAAGUGGCAGAGUUGAUACAUUUGUUUUAAAUGUUAAAUGUACUUUGAAAGUGUUCUGUUUUUAAAAUAAUGAAAUGCAAAUGCUGCAUUAGCUGGUAUAGUACUGUAAACACCUUAAUAGUCAGUCAGUUAUUCAUAGAUUUAAGUGUCAAGAUAAGUUUUUAAAGCUGGCUGCCGGUACCUAAGAGGAUUGAAAAUAUGUUAUGUGCAUUGUUUGUGACAAAAACAUUAGAAAACAACUGCUAAUACUAUUAAUGGUCUGUUCAGUGGUGAACAUUUUUACUUCAACAUAUCUUCUAUUUAAAGGUUAUUAUGCUGUUUUGUGCUAAAUUAUCAGUAGGUGUUUACCAAAAGUCUAAUGUAAUAAAUAUUCUGUCAAGGUUUCUUUUUUAUUUCUAUAGUUCACUACAGCAAUUGGACACUUGUGCAAUUAAAUGGUUAUUAAAUGAUAUUAAAAUGAGUUAAUGUAGGCUUGGUUUUGGGAGGAUUAACAUUGUGUUCUUAAAUAUGUAUUUUUAUGUAUUAAGAACAAGAUUUGUAAAGCACAUUUUUGCUUGGUGUUACCAAGAUUAAUAUAAUUUUAUAGAUUAUGUCAGAGAAUGACAACUGGUAGCCUUCCAUUCCAGUACAAACGUAUCUUAUUAGUAACAGCGCCAUCUACCCAAUUAGUAUCUGAUUGGAAAACCUAGUUUUCAUUUGAUACUAAAUUACGCAGACUACCCAGAUACAUCUUUGACAUGCUGAAGUUAGCAUGUAUUACCAGUAUCCAGCCAGUAAUCAGGAUACAAAUAGACUGGCAAAUAUGAAUGUAAUAAACUUGAAACUGUGUACAGUUCUAAAACAAUCAAAAUGUUUAUUCAACCAGAAUUAGGUUCCCUAAACAUAUCAGACAUUAAAAUCUUGGUAAUCUUGAAAUGAAUGUUUGUUUAUUUUUUUUUAUUUUUUUUUAAUCGUUAUUCAUGGCAUCUGGAAUUGUAUUUCUAAAUAGUGAUCAGAUGCAAUUUUCCUAUGUGAAACAAUUGGAAUUGAAAAUGUGUUUGUACAGUUUAUGAAAUAUUAGUGCUGUAUAGU